Molecule: messenger RNA, 6969 nt
Organism: Galendromus occidentalis (western predatory mite)
Lineage: Eukaryota; Metazoa; Arthropoda; Arachnida; Mesostigmata; Phytoseiidae
Gene: trio
Product: trio Rho guanine nucleotide exchange factor
Exons: 27
Coding region: 1-6969 (2322 amino acids)
Biological process (GO): intracellular signal transduction
Cellular component (GO): cytoplasm; extrinsic component of membrane
Molecular function (GO): guanyl-nucleotide exchange factor activity; protein binding
Source: RefSeq, a predicted model, not a curated record
AUGACGUGGAUUCCUGCGGUCGCAGAAUGCCGUUGGCGAGAAAUCGAGGCACUACACAAAGUUCUGUGGUGGCUUGGAGCGUUCGGAGAAAGUCGAAUGGAGGGCCUUCAGGCGCGGGAGAUACUCCCGUUGCUCCAGGAACGUUUCGCCAUCCUCUCAGGAGGUCGCGAUCGCCAUGGAGGCCCCAUCGUCACCUUCCAGUCGGGGAGCAAACUCGAACGAUUCAGUCCAGAAGACAUCACCAAAGUACUUGUGUACUUCUCUGGAAUUCCCAGCGAGGAGUCGCGAGUUUGCGGCUUCACUAUAAUCGUAGACAUGCGAGGCCAGCAGACGUGGGCAGGAGUGAAGCCUGUUCUCAAGGUGUUGCAAGAGUCUUUCCCAGCGAAGGUGCGCACGGUGUACAUCCUCAAACCAGACAAUUUCUGGCAAAAGCAAAAAGCAUCUCUCGGUAGCUCGAAAUACGCUUUUGAGACGAUGAUGAUCUCCGCCGAAUACUUGCCUCGUAUCAUAGACCAUUCGCAAUUGACGCCCGACCUAGGAGGAGUACUUUCCUACGACAAUAUCCAAUGGUGCGAACUCCGGAUGGCGCUCGAAGGCUUCCUAUGGAAAAUGCAAGACAUUCUGACACGACUCGAAAGCUGGAAGCAGGAACUCGUCAAGAAAAAUUUCGCCGACGAUGUCGAACGCGCCAAACAGUUGAUGGACGAACACAUGACGGCGAAAAAGAAAAUUCUUCAAGUUCCUGUCGAAGAGGUCAGACACGAAGGCAAACAGGUGAUAUGUUCGCUAGGCGAUACGAACCCAGAUCUCGCGCAAAUGGGUCCGCAGAUAACUCGAAUGCUCGAGACAGUCCGAGUUACACAACAGCAGAUACUUCAGUUGUGGCAUGUUAGAAAGGUGCAACUCGAACAGUGUUUACAACUCUUGGUGUACCAAGCCGACGCACAGAAAAUGCUUGAUUGGAUAGGUCAUAAUCGUGAUUUGUUCCUCGUGGGUUACAUGGACAUCGGACAUUCUAUACAAGAUGCCGAAGCCUUGCAGGAAGAACAUCAACAUUUCACCGUGUCCUCGAGGAACGUUUACGAAAACAUUCAUCGGGUUAUCGUCUCUGGUAACCGGCUUAUAGAGUCCGGACAUUACGCGACAGGACCAGUCCAGCAGGUCGCGUCAAUGCUGGACCGAGCUUGGAAAGAGUUCGCGUCCUGGCUUGAGCAGCGGACUGCUGUACUCGCAUUGAGCGUCGUGUUCCACCAAAAGGCCCAGGCAUAUUUGACAAAUGUUCCGAUAUGGAAAGCGGCCAACGGCGUUCAGCAGAUUCCACGGGAAGUGGCGGAGCUCGAACGACAAAUUCAUGAGCAUCAAGAUGUCUUUGAUUCCAUGUGCCAAAGCUAUACCGAAGUUCACUCGGCUUCGAAAAGACUGCUUUAUCAGCUAAACCAUUUAGUGCAAGUCUGCCACCCGCCAGACAGCUCCGAGAACUCGAAGGAGGGCGGCAAAGGUAAAGCCGAUUACACAGAGGGCGCCAAACACGUUCUCAGCGUAAUCCACGAGAUCCUCGCCCAGCACCGUCAGCUGGAGAGCGCUUGGCACUCGAAAAAGCUCAAACUGCACCAAAGACUGGCCCUACGGCUGUUCCAGGAGGACGUCCGGCAGGUCCUGGACUGGCUCGAGAAACACGGUGAGGUGUUCCUCAGGAAGAACCCAGGUACCGGCCGGAACCUCGCUCGCGCCAGAGCUCUUCAGAAGUCCCAUGAACACUUUGAGAAUGUGGCGCAGAAUACGUACACGAACGCAGAGAAGCUGCUGUCGGCAGCGGAGGAGUUGGCUCAGACAGGCGAAUGCAACGAAACCGAAAUCUACUCUGUAGCGAGAGAACUGCAACAACAAAUCGAGUCAUUCGCGCAACGCGUGGAGCAGCGGCGGCACCUGCUGCAACUCGCCGUAAUUUUCUUCACGCACGACAAGGAGCUUCAGGGGUGGUUUGAAGAACUGAGGCCGGACCUCGAGAGCGACAAGGUUGCCGAUACGGUCGAAGCCGCCGAGGCGCUCCUGGCCCAGUUCACCCAGCACCGGGACACUACCCUCGAAGCCGUGCACUCCACGAUAGAGGAAGGCGAAGCCCUCGUCGAGGAGCUGCGGAACCUCGGAAUGACAUCGGAAAAUGACUCUACGGGAUCGUUCACGGCAGCCGAAACGACCCUGGAAAAGUUGCAGAGAACCAGAGCUGAAAUGGAGGAAUUGUGGGCGGCUCGCAAGCUCAAGUUGGACGUCUGUCUACAGUUGAGGUUAUUCGAAAGGGAUGCGUCUCACCUGACAUCUCAAAUGGAAGUGUGGUCUGAAGAUCUCAAACACGCCGAGACCAGUAGUGUUCUAGAGAGAGCUGAGCAGCUGUCGCAGAUGCACGCGGACAGCGUGCAGCAUAUAACGCAAACUACCUAUCAGGUGAUUCAGCGGGGCCAGGAAUUGUCCGCCCUACUUGAAUCUUCGGGUGUCGUAGUUGCGGCCGAUACCCAGUCUGAUGCUCGACAGCGAUUGCAGUCGCUCCUGUCUUUCCUGCACGAGCGUAGAAUGGGACUCGAAGACGUGGCUGAGAAUCGCAAGUCCCGUCUAGAGAUGGCUGUUCAAGUAGCCGCAUUAGAGCGGGAUUCCCAGCAGGUGCUCACCUGGAUCCACCAGGGGGAAUCGAUGUUAGUUGCCACGUUCCAGAUACCGACGUCGCUGAAAGAGGCCGAGCAGCUCGCCAGUCAGCACGAGCAGUUCACGCACGCUAUCGAGAACACCCACGCCAGCGCCGUACACAUCGGGCAGCGGGCGGAACAGCUGCUCAAGGCCGCCAGUCAGGCCGGAGCGGGUCCGGACCCCCAGGCCGACAAGGUGCAAGCGAUCGCCGAGAAGGUCGACGCGAGAUGGCAUGCGAUGAUGGGUCACGCCGAGGACCGUCAUCGCAUGGUGAACGCGUCGCACCGCUUCUUCAAGACGGCCGAACACGUUUGUUCGGUGUUGGAUACGCUGGAGAGAGAGUACAAGCGGGACGAGGAUUUCUGCUUGGGAGCGAAGGACGCGUCUCAGGAUAAAGAUAUCUAUCUCUGUCACCUCCUCGCCAAGCACCAGGAAAGAAAAGAAAACUUUCUCAAGGCCUGCACCAUGGCUCGCCGAAACGCCGAAACUUUCCUAAAGUACGCCGCCAGAUGCCAACAGUACUAUGGACACAUGGCGAACUCUCCAACUCCCGAGACAAAAGUCAAGGCUCUGAUGGAUCAAUUGAUGAAGCAAGAGAACAAUGUCUUGGAGCACUGGGGUGCUCGGAAGAAGAAAAUAGAGCAAUGCCAUCAAUUUUGUAAAUUCGAAAGGAGCUCCAUCCAGGCCAUCAGCUGGAUACAGGAAACCGGCGAAGAGUAUCUCAACUCGCGCAAGGGCUCCACAGAUUUCGAGAAGCUCCUACAAGAACACAACGAGUUCACGAAGAACGCUCGCGGAACUGAGGAAAACGUCCGCAAGCUACUUCAUCUUGCCGACAACUUGGUCGAGAGAGGUCAUCCCCACGCGAGCUCCAUCAAACACUGGGUCAAUGCCGUCGAUCAUCGCUACAAGGACUUCUCGACGCGCAUGACCAAGUACAAAGAAAACAUCAAAUCCGCUUUGGGAACACCGGAAGACGGCGAAUCUAACAAGACCGGGCUUUCAUUGGAUUCACGGAACUCCGACUCAAGCUUGGAUUCGAAGCUUUCCCAGCCGGAACCCGUCACGAAAGAACUCACCGAAGAAAAGCGGAAAAGUGCGCGACGGAAAGAGUUCAUCAUGGCGGAGCUAUUGCAGACGGAGAGAGCCUACGUGCAGGACCUGAAAGCCUGCAUCGACACCUUCCUCAAGGAAACACGCGAACCAAAUCCCUCAAAGCCUGAAGUCUUGAAGGGCAAGGAAGCCAUUCUAUUCGGAAACAUCGAAGAGAUCUGGGAAUUCCACAACACAACAUUCCUGAGAGAGUUGGAGAAAUACGAGACGAUACCGGAAGAUGUGGGACAUUGUUUUGUGACUUGGGCAGCGAAAUUCGACAUCUACGUGAAGUACUGUAAAAACAAACCGGAUUCGAACCAGAUACUUAUCCAUUGCCCAGCCGGUUUCUUCGAAGAAGUUCAAAAACGACAUUCGAUACCCCACCCGCUCCAAGCGUAUCUCAUCAAGCCGGUUCAGAGGAUCACCAAAUAUCAAUUACUCCUCAAAGAUCUGCUCUCUUGCUGCGAAAGUGACGAACAAGGUGAAAUAAAGGACGGCCUUGAGGUCAUGCUCAGUGUCCCACGGAAAGCAAACGACGCGAUGCAUUUAUCCCUACUCGAAGGCUGCGACCUGAGCUUCGAUCAACUCGGAGACGUUAUCCUCCAGGACGGCUUCGUGGUUUUCGAUCACCGAGCCCUAAUACGCAAGGGUCGUGAGCGGCACGUGUUCCUAUUCGAAUUGUAUCUGCUUUUCGCCAAAGAAAUCAAGGACGGCCAAAAUAAGGUUCGCUAUCAAUACAAGAGCAAACUGAUGACAUCCGAGAUCGGUAUCUCCGAGCACAUCGAGGGAGGAGACGAGAACAAGUUCGCCGUAUGGAGUGGACCGCAGGUCAACGAGAACCGAAUCAUUCUCAAAGCGUCUUCGUUGGAAGUGAAACAACAAUGGGUGAAAAAAUUACGUCAAGUCAUCCAGGAGACUUGCUUCAACUCUGCCAUCUUCAAUCCGCACACGGCGAGACUCGUGGCGGCGGCGACUGCGACAGCCACCGCGGCAUCGUCGAGACCGAGGUUCCAUCCCCAUCGGUCGAGCAGGGACAUGGAGACGGAGAGCACGAACUCAUCGACACCUUCAUCGAACCUCACCCACCUAGACACCGGAAUUCAUCGCGAAGAGACGGGCAGCAUCAACUCUUUCGGCUCUGAGAACACGAAUACCGACUCCGAGAAGGGUGGAGAGAAUGAAGACGUCACCCCAACGGGCGAAUACCCACCCGGCGAUUUUCCCGAUGUUACCAGUCCGACUGGAAGCGGAGGCCACCUGGCACAUCCAUCGACCACGUCGCCCGGUAGCAAACGCAGGGGAACAUUCCGGAAGUGGCUUACGAACCCGGUUCGGAAGCUCAGCCAUGGCCGACUCGACAAGGGCCUGGACGAGAAAUCUUCGUCAAACUCCGGCGUUCAGGCGAAACCUCCGAGUGGUCACAGUUCGACGCCCCAGAGCACGAAUAAGGUUCUGAGUACGAAAGAUGAAAUGGGCGGCCACAACGAAGAGGAAGAUUCGGGUCUCGUGGUCGAAUUACCGCCACCUAUGGUGUUGCAAGAGCACCAAUUCAAACAAUUGGAUGCUGGCGGUAUUAUGGCAAACAAUUCCACCGACUGUGAUACGUCCACCUCAGCCCUAGCGACAGAGCUCGAACACAUCGUAAAAAUUGACAACUUGCCGGAAGAAGAGCGAAAUGAAAUUAAAACCUACCUCGAAAAGCGACAAUUCGUUCUUAACGAAUUGGUAGAAACGGAAAGGGACUACGUUCGUGACCUCGGCCUAGUGAUCGAAGGCUACAUUCCGCUUCUGAACAGCGAGGCAGUUUUAUCGUCACCGACGUUCCCUGAAGACCUCACCGAAAACAAGCGGAAGAUGAUCUUCGGAAACUUGGAAGCGAUCUUCGAAUUCCACCGAGAUUACUUCCAGGCGGAGCUUGAGAAAUGUUUAGAAGAACCUGAACGACUAGGACUUCUAUUCAAAAAAACCGAACGCCGAUUAGGAAUGUAUGUGGUCUACUGCCAGAACAAGUUCAAGAGCGAGGGCAUCGUCUCGAAAUAUAUGGACACACUUUUCGAGGAGCUCCGCCAGCAACUUGGUCACAAACUGCAGCUGCCCGAUUUGCUCAUCAAGCCGGUCCAGAGAAUCAUGAAGUAUCAACUGCUUCUGAAAGACAUUCUCAAAUUCACGGAGAAGGCAAAGCUAACCAAAGAAGCCGAGGACCUCAGGAAAGCGGUGCACGUGAUGCAUGUCGUGCCUAAACUAGCCAAUGAUAUGAUGUGCGUCGGACGUUUGCAAGGCUUCGACGGGAAAAUUACCGCACAGGGCAAACUUUUGCUGCAAGACCACCUCUUGGUCAGCGACGCCGUGCUGGCCACGAGCAUGACGACCAUAGCGCAAAUCAUGCUCACGACGACCAAGUUCAAGGAGCGUCAAGUGUUUCUGUUCGAGCAGAUGAUCAUAAUAUGUGAGAUGAUCGGUGCCAGAGGUCCAUAUUCGACGCCCGCUUUCCUCUAUAAAAGCGGCUUGAUGGUGAACAAGAUGACGUUGUACGAAGACGAAACCGAUCCGCUCAAAUUCUGUUUCGUCUCCAAGAACCCGCUUCAGGAGGACAUGGUAUACGUUCUGCAAGCGUCAACGCCUGAGAGCCGUCAGGAAUGGCUGAGCAAUAUAAGGGCAAUGCUCGACACACAGCAGGAUUUUCUGAGAGCUCUACAAUCGCCCAUCGCCUAUCAGAAAGAGCUCACGAAGGACGUGGUUCAAGCACCCGACACCCUGUGGAAUCCGUCUCUACGUAAGACGCUGUCGCAUCCCGCAGCUGUCCACAAAGUAGCAAGAGGAGUGUCUCAAGAUGGCCAAUCCACCAGCGGAGCUGAAAGCGCAGCUCAUCUGGCGCCCUCGAAAUCUGUCAAGCAUAGCAGCAGGAGCAAGCUGGCGACUCAGCAACUCCACGAGCCUGGAACGAUGGAUUCCGGGGGAGCGGCCGGGGCCUCGCCACCCGGCAGGGUGCCUUCGAAAAAAGGCAGUCUGUUCGAGGGCUUCCGGAACACGCUGCGCCCGCGCGGCAAAAGCGGAGAUCCGACAAACGGGGGCCUGUGCACCAGCCACUCCCUCGAUAGGUCUGGCGACGCUGCAGCCUCCGGCACGAAGGGCGUAAUCCGUAGAUGGUCCGAGAUCACCCCUAAUUCGAACCCCCCUCCGAAUAGUGAGUCGUGA